Molecule: messenger RNA, 2436 nt
Organism: Trichosurus vulpecula (common brushtail)
Lineage: Eukaryota; Metazoa; Chordata; Mammalia; Diprotodontia; Phalangeridae
Gene: PCSK4
Product: proprotein convertase subtilisin/kexin type 4
Exons: 15
Coding region: 1-2436 (811 amino acids)
Biological process (GO): peptide hormone processing
Cellular component (GO): trans-Golgi network; Golgi membrane
Molecular function (GO): serine-type endopeptidase activity
Source: RefSeq, a predicted model, not a curated record
AUGCGGCCCGGCUGGACCUGGCUGAGGUUCAUUCUGACCUUGGCCCUGACCUUGGUCCUAGCCUUGACUUUAACCCUGGUUCUAGUCUCCAUCUCCCUAGAGGGGCCCAGACAGGAACCGGGAACGGGCCGGGGUCGCCGGGGCCACUUUUUCGUCCCCAUCUAUGUCAGCAGUUGGGCUGUGCUGCUGCCUGGGGGCAGCCAGGAGGCCAAGCGCUUGGCUCGAAAGUUCGGCUUUGUCAACUUGGGGCAGAUCAUCCAAGGCCAGCACUAUUACCACUUCCAGCACCGGGGUGUGGCUUCGAGAGCCCUCAGCCAGCACUGGGGUCACAGCCUGAGGCUGAAGAAAGACCCUAAGGUCCACUGGUUUGAGCAGCAAACACUGAAGCGCCGGGUGAAGAGAGAGAAUUUUGUGCUACCCACAGACCCCUGGUUCUCCAAGCAGUGGUAUUUGAACAACCAAGUCCACCCUGACCUGAACGUCCUGGAGGCUUGGAAAAAAGGUUACACAGGCCAGGGGGUUGUGGUGUCCAUCCUGGAUGACGGCAUAGAGAAGGACCAUCCUGAUCUGCAGGCUAACUACGACCACCUCGCCAGUUAUGACUUCAAUGACAAUGACCCUGACCCACAGCCUCGAUACACUCCCAUGAAUGACAAUCGGCAUGGCACCCGUUGCGCUGGAGAAGUGGCCGCUGUAGCCAACAAUGGGAUCUGUGGUGUGGGUGUGGCCUACAAGGCCAAGAUUGGAGGUGUGAGGAUGCUAGAUGGCUCCAUCACUGACAUUGUAGAGGCCCAAUCCUUGAGCCUUCAGCCUCAGCACAUCCACAUCUAUAGUGCCAGCUGGGGUCCUGAAGAUGACGGGCGCACAGUGGACGGCCCUGGGGUGCUGACUCAAGAAGCCUUCUCCCAGGGGGUCAACACUGGUCGCAGCAACCUGGGCACCCUGUUUGUCUGGGCCUCAGGCAACGGCGGCCUUCACUUUGACAACUGCAACUGUGAUGGCUACACCAACAGUAUCCACACGUUGUCUGUGGGCAGCACUACCCAGCAUGGCCUCAUACCCUGGUACAGUGAGGCCUGUGCCUCCACCCUCACCACCACCUUCAGCAGUGGCCUCACCAACGACCAGCAGAUUGUGACCACAGACCUGCACCAUAAGUGCACAGAUAAGCACACGGGAACAUCAGCCUCUGCCCCAUUGGCUGCCGGCAUGAUCGCCCUUGCCCUGGAGGCCAACCCUUUCCUUACCUGGCGGGACAUGCAGCAUCUAGUCGUAAGGGCUUCCAAGCCAGCCCAACUGCAGGCUGAGGACUGGGCCAUCAAUGGAGUGGGACGCAAAGUUAGCCACCACUAUGGCUAUGGGUUGCUGGAUGGUGGGCUUCUGGUGGAUUUGGCCAAGAAGUGGACUAUGACCCGUCCCCAGCUGAAAUGUUCUAUCAAGAUCAUCAACACCCCCAUUCCCAUCGAGCAGAGGAUGCAGGUGAGCCAAAACGUGUCAGCCUGCCAAGGGGAAGACCCUCACAUCCGCUCGCUGGAGCAUGUCCAGGUACAGCUGUCGCUUACCUACAGCCGCCGAGGGGACCUGGAAAUCACACUCACCAGCCCCAUGGGCACACAUUCCACCCUGGUGGCAGUCAGGCCCUUUGACACCAGCAGCCGAGGUUAUAAGAAUUGGAUCUUCAUGUCCACACACUUCUGGGAUGAGAACCCACAGGGCAUCUGGAUCCUGGAACUAGAGAAUAAAGGCUAUUAUUAUAACUUUGGGACCCUGCAGAGCUAUACUCUGAUUCUAUAUGGGACAGAGGAGGACAUGUUGGCCCGGAAGCUGAGCACGCAGGUUAUCAGUGAUUGCUUGCGGCGAGACACCAAGGGGCUGUGCCAAGAGUGCAUCAGUCCCUACUAUAUCCUGGGCCAUCUCUGUCUCUCCUAUUGCCCUCCCCGAUAUUUCAACUGGACUCGCCAGGGCUCGACCCCUGAAGAUGGGCAUCCUGCCUCCGAGGUCCGGAUCUGUGUCAGCUGUCACCCUUCCUGCUAUACGUGUCAAGGCCAUUCAUCCCAUGCCUGCACAGCCUGCCCGCCCCACUACACCCUGGACAAGAGGACUCGUUCCUGCUCCCCACCCCCAACUGCCUCCUCGCUGUCUCUCUCACUAUCCCAGCUCACCAGCUCUUUGCCCCCAGCCCAGCCAGAGCAGUUGAAGAAGAGGACCAUGAUGAUCCUGGCCAUGGCCUGUGGGAUUCCCCUGUUCUUCUGCAUCGUCUACUUCAGCUGCUACAUGCUGUGGACGAGCCUAGACAAACGGCGUCACCGCUGCCAGACUGGGGCCAGCCCUGGGCCUGGCCCGGCCUACCUGCCCUUCCGGACCACUAGUCCUGACAUGGCUGAGUCUUCCAACCCACCAUCAGACCUAGACAGUGAUAGCUCCUCCCCCGGCUAG